AAAGGGCAGCCAGAGGGGCGGCUGCAGCACCACCUGCACUGGGAACAGAGAUGGAUCCAAUGAGGGCUUCCAGAGGGGAGGGAGAAGUUUAAAAGUUAGUUUGCACAGGGAGCUUACACAGCUUAUCACUUCAGAGAAGCUGGGAAGGUGUCAUGUUCCUGAGAAGACACUGGAAGGGCAGCACCCAUCUCUCAAGCCCGGGAUUGCUGAGCACCCUCCAUGCACAUCCCAGCAAGGACUCCAAGGAAACCUUCACACCUCCAGACAGUGAGGCUGCCCUGGGAUCGAUGGCCAGAAACUGGAGAUGAAGCUCAGGUCUCCCAAGGACAUGGGGCAGCUCCGGGUGGGACAGAAGCUGGAGCUGGAGUGUCACACUGACAGGAGCUAUGGGGCAUCCUGGAUCCGCCAGGACAGCAGUGGGACCCUUCACUUCAUUGUCUUCUUCAGUUCCAUGUCCCGGCCCACGUUUGAGGGGGGACAGAAAACGUCCACACGCUUUGAGGCGAGCAAAGACAGCACGAUCUAUCGGCUGGCAGUGAAAUCUUUCACACCACAGGACCAGGGCAGCUAUUUCUGCGUGAUGAAUCUCAACCAAAUGCUGCACUUCAGCCCUGGCCAGCGAGCCUUCCUCCCAGACACCACUGUACUGGCACCUAGCACUCCAGGACUCACCACCCAGGGGGGCACCACUGAAGGGGACUCCUGCCUGGAGACACCAGAUCCAGACAGCAGAAUGCUGAAAGACCUGGAUUCCUUCUGCCUUGUCUUCCUGUGGCUCCCCUCAGCAGGGCUCUGCCUCCUGCUCCUCCAGCUCCUGGCCACCACCAUCGUGCUGCAUCAACUUAAGGUUGCACCUACUCCCUCUAGGUGCACCUCAGGCCUGAAACCACAGCCCUGUCCCUGAGGAUGUGCUGCUGCUUUGGGAGGUGUGGGAUAACAGGACACAGUGCAAUAGUCACUGCCUGGACACCUUCCAACAAAUCAUCCUGACACUCCCUGAGUGCCCUUCCCCUCCCUGUCCAGCCCUUUCCCAUGAUUUUGUAGGAAGGAGGUGCAAUGAUCUGAUUGCAGCAUCAGGGGUUCCUUCCCAACAAAAGGCCAUGUGUUUUGUAUGGGAAGCAUUGCCUUGAAAAUAUAUUUUCUCUAUUCAAUGUUGCUGAAUGUGACAUGUGACACACACCAAAUUUAAAUGUAUGAACAUUGAACAGAAAGCUGCUCAGAAAACUGAGCAAAAGCAUUCUUCUGUAUUGCAAUCCCUGUAAACUUUGUUGUUCUUCCAAAUUAAAUUACUACCUCCUGACCCAGA
This is a messenger RNA of Zonotrichia leucophrys gambelii, 1306 nucleotides long. RefSeq names its product T-cell surface glycoprotein CD8 alpha chain-like. The coding region runs from base 305 to 904 and encodes 199 amino acids. NCBI's taxonomy places the organism in Eukaryota, Metazoa, Chordata, Aves, Passeriformes, Passerellidae. The transcript has 4 exons. Gene Ontology annotation, cellular component: external side of plasma membrane. Gene Ontology annotation, biological process: cell surface receptor signaling pathway; T cell mediated immunity; cytotoxic T cell differentiation. The record is from RefSeq and is a predicted model, not a curated record.